Molecule: messenger RNA, 831 nt
Organism: Adineta ricciae
Lineage: Eukaryota; Metazoa; Rotifera; Eurotatoria; Adinetida; Adinetidae
Source: the annotation of a GenBank genome assembly
AUGUCUUCUGAAGAAGUUCAAUUAAACGAAGCUAGUGAUGCAGUACAUCAAGAAUCGAAUUACUCCGAUGAAUACGAUCGAACACAUGGAGCAACGGAAAGCCAGAGAGACCCUACGAUGUUUCCCAAUACAGAUCAAGAUAAUGUUGUAGAUAUGUCCGCUGCAGAUACGAAUACGACUGUGCAGGAAAUAACAAAAUCUCUCGAAACUACAAACAUAUCUGACCAUCAUCCUCACCCAAAAUCUCAAGAACAUACUGAUCAUAAACAUGGUAAGACCGUUCAUCACAGUCCAACGCGCCGUAAAUCCUCAUUCACCAAUCAAACUCAUCACAAUGCUCCCGAUCAUUCUGACACACAAGCAAAACCUGUUCACCAUAGUCCGACCCGUCGAAAAUCGAUUACACAUGAUACACAUGGUACAACUGCGAAUCACAGUCCAACACGUCGAAAAUCUAUCACUCAAGAUACGCAUGGAAAGCCUGCGAAUCAUAGUCCGACACGCCGUAAUUCUAUUACAAAUCAGACACAUAAAGAUGCUCCAGCUAAUAAUAAUCCAACACGGCGAAAAUCCAUUACACAUGAUACACAUGGUGCAACGGCGAAUCACAGUCCAACACGUCGAAAAUCUAUCACUCAAGAUACGCAUGCAAAACCGGCGAAUCAUAGUCCGACACGUCGGAAGUCGAUCACUCAUGAUACGCAUGCUGUUCGUCGCAAAUCGAACGCUCAUGAACAUGACAAAGAUCAAGCGCAUAGAAGCGAAAAAAUCGAACAUGGGGAUAUAAUUAUUGCUAAUGCUGACGCACCUACUGAAACUGCAACUAAAUAA